This is a messenger RNA of Physcomitrium patens, 834 nucleotides long. Its product is annotated as ferritin-3, chloroplastic. Gene Ontology annotation, biological process: iron ion transport; intracellular iron ion homeostasis. Gene Ontology annotation, cellular component: cytoplasm. Gene Ontology annotation, molecular function: ferric iron binding; ferrous iron binding. The record is from RefSeq and is a predicted model, not a curated record. NCBI's taxonomy places the organism in Eukaryota, Viridiplantae, Streptophyta, Bryopsida, Funariales, Funariaceae.
AUGGCCCACCUCGAGAUGUUCCCCUGCAUGGAUGAGAUCAAGGAGGAGGUUCAGAAGAUUCACCAAGUGAGGAUUGGUGAUGCAUCUGCGUCAAUUGCUCGCUCUGUUGCUGCAUCCGAUGAAGUGGAUAAGUUGUUCAACGUGGCAAUCACUUUCAACCGCAACGCAUGUGCACUCUUUCAAUCGAUGUCCGCCUUUUUCAGCCGCGACAAUGUUGCCCUGCCUGGUGUUUCCCUGUUCUUCAAGGUAAUUUCUCAAGUGGAAACGAACGACUCCUUGUUGAUUAUGGACUUCAUGGCCAAGCGCGGUGCAAAGGUGGAAUUUGGUCCCACCGCUGCUCCUCCAUCUGGUUGGAUGACCCACAAAGAAGGCUCCGACGUUGUUGUAGCUUUUGCGAAAACCCUCGCUGUCUUUAAGGUGCAAUACAAAAAGUUGAACGAUCACUACCUCCUUGCCCAAAAGAGCGGUGACGCACACGCCCAAUCUUUCAUCGGCUCCUGCAUGAAUGCUGUAAGCGAGAAGAUUCGUGUUGUAUCCCACCACCUCACGCAUCUCAAAUUGGUGGAAUCUGACAAGCAUGCUAUCAAGGAGUUCGAUCGCCGCCUGCCAUUUGAGCUCGAAGAUUAUGCCAUGGCUGCCGCUGUCGAACUUGCAAUCGGUACUGGAGUCCGUGCCAAGAUGUAUAAAACCGAGCAGUUCCAUUUCAACAAGCCAGCUGCAGACUCCAUGCGAUGCUGCUCUACUUUCAAUCAGUGUGGUUCCACAAUCUGUCUGAAGUUCGUCAUGGCUCAAAAUGAUGCCAUGCUAGAACAAGUGGUGUUUUCUGCAUUGUGA